Budorcas taxicolor (takin) is the source of this 1371-nucleotide messenger RNA. Its product is annotated as collagen alpha-1(I) chain-like. The coding region runs from base 1 to 1371 and encodes 456 amino acids. The record is from RefSeq and is a predicted model, not a curated record. NCBI's taxonomy places the organism in Eukaryota, Metazoa, Chordata, Mammalia, Artiodactyla, Bovidae. The transcript is spliced from 4 exons.
AUGGCAAAAGAAAAUAAAGAAAAAAACAUCGCCACUCCCAGGCCUGCCUCACAGCCAGACUCACUCACGCAGAGCACUCAGCACACGCGUAGUGUCAUCCGAGGUCCAGACUUCAAGCUGCCCCCGAGGGCAGAGCACGCGCCACUCAGCUGGUUCUCAGCGGACCUGGACCCCGCACGCUUCCGAGCCGCCGGCCGCCCGCCCGAGAGCGUGACAGGCGCGUCAGCCCAGGGCGGUGCCGCGGGAGAGGGCGGAGGCCGGAAGGAAGGGGACGGGCUCGGACAAAGCCAGCCGCGCCGGCCGCCCCCGCCCUGCGCGCCCCGGCCCCCUCCCGGGGCGGUUCCCGGGACCCCAGCUGGCCCCCCGCGGCGGGGCCGGGCCCGAGAUGCUGGCCGGGCGGGGCCGGGGCGAGGCGGGCGGGCGGAGGGCGCCCGGACCCGCAGGGGCCGCGGCGGGAGGGGGCCGGGGCCUGCGGGGGCAGCAGCCGCCCUGGGGGCCGGCCGGGGCCGGGGGGGGGGGAAGCGGACGCGCCUGCCCGAGGACCGCGGCCGGCGGAGGGCACACGCGCGCGGCCGGGGGGCCCGGGCCGGCCGCCGACUCACCGAGCUGCUCCCACGGGGCCGCGCGCUCGCGCUGUCAGCACCGGGAGGGCGCGGGCGCGUGCGCGGAGCCGGGGCCGCCGGGGGCCGCCGCCUCAGCCGCCUCGGGCGCGGCGCCGCGGUCACGAGCGAGGGGCGCUGGCGCCGCGGUCACGAGCGAGGGGCGCUGGCGCGGCCGCCCCGCAGCAUCCUCAGCCGCCCCCGCGCGCUGUCUCCCGCGGCUGCUCCUCGCAGCUGCAGCUCCGCGCCCGGCCGGCUCCGGGUCUGCCGCUCGCGCCGCCGAAAAUGGCGUCCCCGCGUCCCUCCCCCGGCUCGGCGCUCCCGCCCCAUCAUGCCGCGCGCCGCCGUGACGUCACCUGCCCCGCCGCCGGGGGGCGGGGCGGCCGCCGCGGGCAGCUCGGGGGGCGGGGAGGGCCCUCCUGGGGCGGCCCCGCGGGGGCACGGGGCAGAGGGGCGCCCGAGGGAGGCGCUGGCCGAGUCCGGCCGAGGGCCCGAGCUCAAAGGCACUGUCCAGGCUCUCCCCGCGGCCUCCAAGUCCUCGCAGGAACCGCACCCCAGGCUCAUGAGCGGGGUGGGCUGCUUACUUAACCCCUGCUUCCUGCCAAAAGCAGAGAUGCCACCUCUGCUGUCGGACCCCACCCGGCAGCCAUCGCCAGGGCACACCCCUGGCCGCGCGGUGCCACGACCUCCAGCCCAGCCCGAAGGGCAGUACUUCCAGGUCAGACCACGCUGCUGGGCCCCGUCCUGCUGCAUCGCGGCUCUGCGGGCCUGA